GAGGUUUUGGCUUUGACAUUCUUCUUCGUUCUAAGCUGAAUUAGCGAUAAUUGUAAUUUCGCCGCCCCGCAUAACCAUGAAGCGUUUCCCACCUCCGUUUUCCGACUUCAUACGUCGAGUUACAGUGGUUUCUCAAUUGCAGUGCUGUCAGAGAAUCUCAAUAGUUUCUCCGACCGUGGGUGCUCCCACAGUUGUUUCUCUUUACUUUUUCUCAUUCCAAUAGAAGAGUGCGCAUGGACUUGCUUUGCUAUUUCUUGCCACUUCCUCCCUGUAUCAGGGUUGGGCAAUUGGCGCGCCUGUUGCCUUGCUCAGAUGUGGCAGCCGCUUCUCGGGCUCCCUCUGCGGAGUCGGGGCGUAAUUCUCCGUCGCCCGUCAGUGCCACGGUAGGCCAAUGCCCUGCGUCCACUCCUCUGCUACCGUUAGGGGUGACCUACCGCGUCAGUUGGUGGGGCUCGAGAUUUGCUGCCUUGCCUUGCGAGGUUUAACAACUUAAAGACUCUGAGUGGUCGUAACUAAGCUAAAAAAAACCAAGGUGCAGACGGGAAGACUUUACUUUUUACUUUCGUUUCUCAUAUCUGCCUAGCGUGUCUUCAUUAAAGAGAAAGAGUCAUAGAGGGUUUAUUUUUAGGUGUCCAGAGAAGUAGUGAUUGACAAGAGAGGAAAUCGAUGAUCAUACCUUGUAUUAUCGAAUAGUGAGUGUCUUUAUUUGGGAGAAAGAUGAGGCUGCAUCUUCGAAAGAGAUUCUUUCCUUAACGUAUGCUUAAUCUUCAUGAUCGUCAACAUAAAAACCGUGGUUAGGAGAUGAACUACGCAGAGAUAAAGAUAGACAAUUCAAUCAAUGACAACGCAAGAACUUAGCAGAGAUAAUUGAUAGAGUAGAACUUUUACAUGCAAUCAAUAGCAGCCACGUGAGGACGUCAGGGGCACGCGCCUCAUGACCUAGGAGACAAUUUAGUGACGGAUGGAGUAAAAAAAAGGUGAGUUUGUGGACACUUCUUCAGCAGAGAAUAUUAGGUAUAAGAAGCGCGGAGACCACACUUAAACAGGAUCUCUGAAGACCAGACGUGAGUAUCUGAAAUCGGGGGACUACACGAUGUUUGAAGGUAUCUUUAGAAAAGAUACACGGUGUUUGAA
Amoebophrya sp. A25 is the source of this 1134-nucleotide messenger RNA. Lineage: Eukaryota; Dinophyceae; Syndiniales; Amoebophryaceae. The record is from the annotation of a GenBank genome assembly.